AUGGCGGCCUCCACCUCCGCCGCCGCGGGGGACUCGGCCCUCCUCCUCGCCGCGCGCCGCCGCUUCCCCGCCGCCUUCGCCGCCGCGUGGGGCCACCGCGUCCGCCUGCUCCACUCCGCCUCCGCCACCCGCCUCCCCAGGCGGGCCGAGCUCGCCUGCUGCUUCGGGACCGCCCCCGCCCCCGCCGCGCCCGCCGCCCCGCGCUCCAGGAUCGUGCGCUCGGACGAGGAGAAGAGGGCUUGUGAAGCGCGGCUCGGGCAGCUGGUUCACAAGCUCAAAAGCGAAGGGAUAAACAUGAGUCAAUGGAGGCUCGGGACUUUCCAGCGCCUGCUUUGCCCACAGUGCAAAGGGGGCUCAACUGAGGAACAAAGCCUCAGCGUCUUCAUCCGAAAUGAUGGUUUAAAUGCAACAUGGACUUGUUUUAGAGCGACUUGUGGCUGGAAAGGCGAUGCCCAGCCUGAUGGCGUUCCAAAGGUGUACCAAGCAAAAAGGGACAUGGGAAAUGAAUCUGACGCAGGAAAUGGAACUGACCAGGAAGUCAAACCAAAUAAUGCAGUCAAGCCUUACAGGAAACUUCGUGAACAGGACCUGCAUCUCGAGCCUCUUUGUGAUGAGCUUGUGACAUACUUUUCAGAAAGAAUGAUAUCUCCCGAAACACUUCGAAGGAACAAUGUAUCACAACGUAAAUGGUACAACAAGAUUGUUAUUGCUUUCACCUACAGACGUGAUAAAGUCCUUGUUGGCUGCAAAUACAGGGAAGUCUCUAAGAAAUUUUCACAGGAGCCGAACACAGAGAAAAUUUUGUAUGGUUUGGACGAUAUAAAGCAAGCACGCGAUGUUAUCAUUGUUGAGGGUGAAAUUGAUAAACUUUCAAUGGAAGAGGCUGGCUAUCGUAACUGUGUGAGUGUGCCAGAUGGUGCACCAGCACAAGUAUCCAACAAACUCCCAGACAAAGACCAUGAUAAGAAGUAUCAAUAUCUGUGGAACUGCAAAGAAUAUCUUGACUCGGCAUCUAGAAUAAUACUGGCAACAGAUGCUGAUCCUCCAGGGCAGGCCCUUGCUGAAGAACUUGCUCGCCGGCUGGGUAAAGAAAGGUGUUGGAGGGUCAGCUGGCCAAAGAAGAAUGAGACAGAAUUUUGCAAAGAUGCGAAUGAGGUACUUAUGUUCUUAGGACCACAAGCAUUGAAAAAGGUUAUAGAAGGUGCAGAACUGUACCCUAUAAGAGGUCUCUUCAACUUCAGAGAUUUCUUCCCUGAGAUCGAUAAUUAUUAUCUAGGAAUUCAUGGGGAUGAGCUUGGAAUUCCUACUGGUUGGAAAAAUAUGGAUGAGCUUUAUAAGGUUGUUCCUGGGGAGUUGACUGUAGUAACAGGAGUACCGAAUUCUGGCAAAAGUGAAUGGAUUGAUGCAUUGCUGUGCAAUAUAAACGAGCAGUGUGGAUGGAAAUUUGCACUAUGCUCAAUGGAAAACAAGGUCAGAGACCAUGCCAGGAAACUAUUGGAGAAGCAUAUUAAGAAACCAUUCUUUAAUGCUAGAUAUGGGGGCUCUGUGGAACGGAUAAGUCCGGAUGAAUUUGAAGAAGGCAAACAAUGGUUGAAUGAGACAUUCCAUCUGAUUCGGUGUGAAGAUGAUAGUCUUCCAUCCAUUAAUUGGGUUCUUGCUCUUGCUAAAGCUGCUGUUCUAAGACAUGGAGUACGUGGUCUUGUGAUUGAUCCUUAUAAUGAGCUCGACCAUCAGCGCUCUCCAAAUCAAAAUGAGACAGAAUACGUCAGCCAGAUUCUUACGAAGAUUAAGCGCUUUGCUCAACAUCAUUCAUGUCAUGUAUGGUUUGUUGCGCACCCUAGGCAGCUUCAAAACUGGAAUGGUGGACCACCUAAUAUGUAUGACAUCAGUGGAAGCGCACAUUUCAUAAACAAAUGUGAUAACGGGAUUGUCAUCCACCGAAACAGGGACCCAGAUGCUGGCCCUAUUGAUGUCGUGCAGGUCUGUAUGAAGAAGGUACGGAACAAGGUGAUAGGGCAAAUUGGUGAUGCUUUCUUGACGUAUGACCGGGUUACUGGUGUAUACAAGGAGGCUGAUGAUGCCAUUGUAGCAAAGGUCGUCAAGCAGCAGAUAAGGCAGAAACAGGCAAGUCAGCACCGCUGAUUUGUUUUACUCACUUCCCCAACAGUUGACACUUGACACGAGUGAGAUAAUAUGGUUACUUCUGUGGAUGGCAUGUCACAUCCUUGUGCAUGACCGAGCCAAUUGGCUGACGUUGUCAUGCAUCGGAGCGAGCGGACUGCUAUGUAAUUCUUCAGCGAUAUGGGCAUCCUCCUGAAUUGGUGGAUUUGUGAUCUCAGAUGUCUCCUGGCUCCUAGUGCAAAAAAUGUGGUUAACCUUACUACUAAGGUGUGGUGUAUAGUAGUAAGUAAGCUUAUAUUGUAAUUUAAUUGUCGCACCAGGUGGGUCAUAUCAGGUAGCGAAAGCUCAUCUCGUCCGUCUAUCCCUUAGAUUAUUGGGUAUGCCCUUCCAACGGUUGUAGCAGUUAGAAGGACACGUAUUAGUAGUCCAUGAAAAAUAUCUACCACAGAUUUUAAGUACUCCGUAUCCAUCAUCGGUCGCAAUUUGUUUUGCAUA
This is a messenger RNA of Lolium rigidum, 2616 nucleotides long. Its product is annotated as twinkle homolog protein, chloroplastic/mitochondrial-like. NCBI's taxonomy places the organism in Eukaryota, Viridiplantae, Streptophyta, Magnoliopsida, Poales, Poaceae. Gene Ontology annotation, molecular function: single-stranded DNA binding; ATP binding; 5'-3' DNA helicase activity. Gene Ontology annotation, biological process: DNA replication. The record is from RefSeq and is a predicted model, not a curated record. The coding region runs from base 1 to 2142 and encodes 713 amino acids. The transcript has 21 exons.